Podospora pseudopauciseta is the source of this 381-nucleotide messenger RNA. RefSeq lists its product as uncharacterized. The transcript is spliced from 3 exons. The coding region runs from base 1 to 381 and encodes 126 amino acids. The record is from RefSeq and is a predicted model, not a curated record. Lineage: Eukaryota; Fungi; Ascomycota; Sordariomycetes; Sordariales; Podosporaceae.
AUGCAUAUCAGCCAUUCAGAUAUUACCCAGAGUCCCGCAGAAGGCAACCUCCAGGAGGCUCCGGGGCGCGUACCACAUUCAAACUUGCAUGAGCCGCAACCUCCCAACCAUCUGCAUGAUAAUGAUAACGUAGGCGUCCUAGUCACGUUCACACCCACCAUCCGCAGAGACAGCAGACUGGCUUUCCAGUCCAUCGAGACUGCAGAAGCAACAGUCCCCAACUAUGCAGACUGCUCAGCCGCACUCGAAAUUUCCAGAUUCAAUGAGCUCUUGGCUCAUCAUCAACUGUACAUGACACUGCACAUAUAUCCUGCGAGGCUACUUGCCUGCAUAACAGCACUGCACCGCCGGGCAAAAGAUACAAUGGCCGAUGUCAGUUGA